Etheostoma spectabile (orangethroat darter) is the source of this 1194-nucleotide messenger RNA. RefSeq names its product MNAT1 component of CDK activating kinase (gene mnat1). NCBI's taxonomy places the organism in Eukaryota, Metazoa, Chordata, Actinopteri, Perciformes, Percidae. Gene Ontology annotation, biological process: regulation of transcription by RNA polymerase II; nucleotide-excision repair; positive regulation of cyclin-dependent protein serine/threonine kinase activity. Gene Ontology annotation, cellular component: transcription factor TFIIH holo complex. The transcript is spliced from 9 exons. The coding region runs from base 185 to 1120 and encodes 311 amino acids. Gene Ontology annotation, molecular function: cyclin-dependent protein serine/threonine kinase activator activity. The record is from RefSeq and is a predicted model, not a curated record.
UGCGGGGACUGGAGCUGGAAGUAGACACACUAGGGUCUAUCUGCAGGAGAGACACGCUAUUGGCCGCGGAGGGCCCCAUAAGGGAGGAGCGAGCGGGAUUCAGACACGAAUGUUUGGUUUCCAGCUGUCAGUCAUAUAACUUGCAGUAGGCUAUAUUCCCGUGGAUCACCUGUGCGAGGCUGAAAUGGACGACCAAGGGUGUCCGAGAUGCAAAACAACCAAAUACAGAAAUCCGUCGCUGAAGUUGAUGGUGAACGUCUGCGGCCACACGCUAUGCGAGAACUGUGUGGAGAUGCUGUUUGUGCGUGGUUCGGGUAACUGUGUGCAGUGUGACACGCCCCUGAGGAAGAGCAACUUCCGUGUACAGCUCUUCGAAGACCCGACCGUUGAUAAGGAGGUAGAGAUUCGCAAGAAGGUGCUGAAGAUAUACAACAAGAGAGAUUUUGACUUCCCCAGCCUGAGAGAAUAUAACGACUACCUUGAGCAAUUGGAGGACAUAGUGUAUAACCUGACAAACAACAUUGAGGUGGAGAACACCAAGCUGCGGAUGGAGCAGUACCAGAGGGAGAACAGAGAUCUCAUCCAGAGGAAUAAGGUUAAACUUACACGAGAGCAGGAGGAGCUGGAGGAGCUGUUGUUGCUGGAGCAGCAGGGCAAUGAGCAGCGGAGACUGGACUUGCUGCAGGAGGAGCAGAGGCAGCUACAGGCUAAGAGGAAGAACAAGCAGGCUCUGCUGGAUGAACUGGAGCAGUCUCAACUUCCUGCUACCAUCUUGCUUGCCCAGCACAAGGUCCGUGCUGCCAAGCUGGAGACCCAGAUAGAGCAACAGAAGCAGGCGGUCAAACCUACCAGUUUAUUUUCAACUGGAAUCCAUAUGCGCCAGACGGUGUCUCUUCAGCCUGCUCCUAAGAUAGAGGAAGUUCUGUAUCACUACAAACCCCUUCAAGUUGAAACCUAUGGCCCCUUAGUGCCUGAACUGGAGCAGCUGGGCAGACUCGGGUAUCUGAACCACGUGCGGGCUGCCAUGCCUCAGGACACAGCUGGAGGAUACACCUCAGCUUUGGCAUGUCAUCGAGCUCUUCAGGAUGCUUUCAGUGGGCUGUUCCCUCUGAAACGUUGAGCACAUCAGAGCUAAAACAGCCACUGUUUAGAAAUGUGACUGAAAGGACAAUAAAAGCCACACUGCUACAGAGA